AACACGCCCAUUACAGCCGAAUAGUUGCAUCAGCAUUAGAGCUGAAUACCGGCUCAGCGAAAGGUUGCAGAGAGCAUAAAAGUAUCAUACGGACUGUAUAUUCGUGUUCCUGAGUUAUUUUAUCAUCAUAAAAUGGCAGAAGAGGCCAUCAGUGAGCAGAUGAAAGACCUAAAAGUAAAAGAAGGGAAGCAGGCCAAGACAGCAGACAAUGCUGGAAAAGAUGGAGGGAAGAAGAAGAUCAAAGAAGCUGGAGAUACAGGGGGCAGAACUGAGGCCAAGACAGCAGACAAUGCUGGAAAAGAUGGAGGGAAGAAGAAGAAUAAAGGAACUGGAGAUACAGGGGGCAGAUCUGAGCUGAACCCUCAGCCUCAAUAUAUAGAAGAUCGUCUGGUCAUGUACAACAAGCUAAAGGCUGAACACGAUGCUCUGAUUGCCAAGAGAGCUGAGAUGGAGAGCAAGCCCAUCAAGAUCACCCUGCCCGAUGGGAAAGUGGUGGACGGCGAGUCGUGGAAGACCACACCCUACCAGGUGGCGUGUGGCAUCAGCCAAGGCCUUGCUGAUAACACUGUGAUUUCCAAAGUGAAUAACGAUGUGUGGGACCUGGACAGACCGCUGGAGGGAGACUGCAGUUUGCAGCUUCUCAAGUUUGAUGAUGAGGAAGCACAAGCAGUCUAUUGGCACUCCAGUGCUCACAUUAUGGGCGAGGCCAUGGAGAGAGUGUACGGAGGCUGCCUGUGUUACGGACCUCCUAUUGAGAACGGUUUCUACUACGACAUGUACCUGGACAAUGAAGGCGUAUCGAGUAAUGACUUCCCCUGUCUCGAGAACCUGUGUAAAAAGAUUAUCAAGGAGAAGCAGCCCUUUGAACGGUUGGAGGUAAAGAAGGAGACUCUUCUGGAGAUGUUCAAGUACAACAAGUUUAAAUGCAGGAUCCUGAAUGAGAAAGUUAAUACCCCGACAACUACAGUUUACAGGUGUGGGCCCUUGAUCGACCUGUGUAGAGGACCUCAUGUGAGACACACUGGGAAGAUCAAGGCCUUGAAGGUUCAUAAGAAUUCAUCCACUUACUGGGAAGGCAAAGCAGACAUGGAGACCUUGCAGCGCAUUUAUGGCAUCUCCUUCCCCGACCCUAAGAUGCUGAAGGACUGGGAGAAAUUCCAAGAAGAGGCCAAGAACAGAGAUCACCGCAAAUUAGGACGGGAACAGGACUUGUUUUUCUUCCAUGAUCUCAGCCCAGGUAGCUGCUUCUUCCUCCCAAAGGGGGCCUACAUCUACAACACACUGAUGGAGUUUAUAAGGAGUGAAUACAGGAAGAGGGGCUUCCAGGAAGUGAUCACUCCAAACAUCUACAACAGCAAACUGUGGCAGACUUCUGGCCACUGGCAGCACUACAGUGAGAACAUGUUCUCCUUCGAGGUGGAGAAGGAGAUCUUCGCUCUUAAGCCUAUGAACUGCCCUGGACACUGUCUGAUGUUUGAUCAUCGGCCUCGCUCAUGGAGGGAACUGCCUUUACGUAUGGCUGAUUUUGGUGUGCUGCACCGCAACGAGCUCUCUGGAGCUCUCACCGGCCUCACCCGUGUCCGUCGCUUUCAGCAGGACGAUGCACACAUCUUCUGUGCUAUGGAGCAGAUUGAGUCAGAGAUUAAAGGCUGUCUGGAGUUCCUGCGUGCCGUGUAUGACGUAUUCGGCUUCACCUUCAAACUGAACCUCUCCACCAGACCAGAGAAGUUCCUUGGGGAACCAGAAGUGUGGGAUCAUGCUGAAAAGCAACUUGAGAACAGUUUAAAUGAGUUUGGGGAGAAGUGGGUAUUAAACCCUGGAGAUGGUGCUUUCUAUGGACCAAAGAUUGACAUUCAGAUCAAGGAUGCUAUUGGAAGAUACCACCAGUGUGCCACCAUCCAGCUGGACUUCCAGCUCCCCAUCCGCUUCAAUCUAACCUUCGUCAGCCAUGAUGGAGAUGAUAAGAAGAGGCCAGUGAUUAUUCACAGAGCCAUUUUGGGCUCCGUUGAGAGGAUGAUUGCAAUCCUCACAGAAAACUAUGGCGGGAAAUGGCCUUUGUGGCUUUCCCCACGUCAGGUGAUGGUUGUGCCUGUUGGACCCACUUGUGAGGAUUACGCACAAAAAGUGCAAAAAGAGUUUCACAACGUAGGUCUGAUGACGGACGUAGAUCUGGAUCCAGGCUGCACUCUGAACAAGAAGAUCAGAAACGCACAGCUGGCUCAGUACAACUUUAUUUUAGUGGUGGGAGAGAAGGAAAAGAGCAGCGACACUGUGAACGUGCGGACGAGAGAUAACAAGGUCCACGGGGAAAGAAGUCUGACCGACUGCAUGGAGCGCUUGAGACAGUUGAAGGCAUCGAGAACCCGGAAUGCAGAAGAGGAGUUUUAAGCUCCUGGUGAUAUACUCCAUGCCGAUCUGACAAGAUUUUUUACAUCUCAGAGAUAUAAAAAUAGUUUUUAGGCAAAAUGUUCCCCAUAAAAAAAGCAAAGCGGAUCACAUUUUUUGCUGUAUUGUUCCCUGCUCUGUCAUCCCGACCGGUUGUAAGGAUGGGUUGUGUCACACCCUGAAGCCAUAAACACAAACCACUACUGGCAUGUCUCAUGAGCUCAUCAACACUUCUGGAUUUUAUACAACAACAAAAAGCAAUAAUGUGUUUAAAAUCUUAUUGGCAGAAUAAAAAAUAAAUUUGCUUAAAUUUACAUGGCUACAGCUUUACUUUAAAUCACGUAUCAGUCAUUUUUCCAACAUAAUCAAAGGUCUAUAAAGCAUUUUCUUUUUUUCUGGAGUUUCAAGAACGGUAUAUUUUCACUUUUUGUAAGUUUUCUGUCUUAUAAAUCAGAGGGAUGUGAUGGCCUAGUGGUUAAGGCUUUGGAUUACUGAUCAGGUGGUCAUAAGGUUGAAUCCCAGGUCCACCAGGCUGUGCCUUAACCCUCAAUUGCUCAGUUGUAUAAAUUGAAAUAAAAUGUAGGUCACUCUGGAUAAGGGUGUCUGGUAAAUGCCAGAGGUGUAAAUAAAUCAGGGACUGUCUGCAAAUAAAUAAAUCAAUACUAUACCUUAAAA
Messenger RNA from Tachysurus vachellii, 3060 nucleotides. It is a transcript of the gene tars1, whose product is annotated as threonyl-tRNA synthetase 1. Gene Ontology annotation, molecular function: threonine-tRNA ligase activity; ATP binding. Lineage: Eukaryota; Metazoa; Chordata; Actinopteri; Siluriformes; Bagridae. Gene Ontology annotation, cellular component: cytoplasm. The transcript is spliced from 20 exons. The record is from RefSeq and is a predicted model, not a curated record. The coding region runs from base 133 to 2388 and encodes 751 amino acids. Gene Ontology annotation, biological process: threonyl-tRNA aminoacylation.